This is a messenger RNA of Haliotis rufescens (red abalone), 11060 nucleotides long. RefSeq lists its product as uncharacterized. The transcript has a single exon. The record is from RefSeq and is a predicted model, not a curated record. Lineage: Eukaryota; Metazoa; Mollusca; Gastropoda; Lepetellida; Haliotidae. Gene Ontology annotation, biological process: telomere maintenance; DNA repair. The coding region runs from base 1 to 6990 and encodes 2329 amino acids. Gene Ontology annotation, molecular function: ATP hydrolysis activity; DNA helicase activity.
AUGUGUGAACAAUUGUGCAAACAACUUGGUAUUCAACAUCAAUGUUUAUCAAUAUGUCAAGAUCAUGAGUUUGGAGUGGAAAUUGGUAAACCAUGUAGAACAGUACCUAUUGAUGGUGAUGGCAAUUGCUUCUUUAGAAGUCUCUCGUAUGUAAUCUCUGGCAGAGAAAACAAUCACAGAAAAAUCCGACUGGCUGUUGUGGCACACCUAAGAGAACAUGCUGAAAGCUUCCACCCGUUCUUAAGAUCAGGUUAUGACUCUGUUGAACAAUACAUCUCUCAAUCAAGAAUGUGGUAUGUUAGAACAUGGGCAACAGAACUAGAAAUUCUUGCAGCUGCAAAUCUAUUGGGCAUUGACAUUUGCACAUUCACUGAUAACAGAUGGCUGAGAUAUCCAAACACUCAGAUAAACUCGGAUACAGCACACACUGGCAGAUGCAUAUAUCUAAAUCAUGUUGGCGAAUCACAUUACGAUGUAGUUGCUUGUGUCAACACUCUUGGUGCCCUGAGAAACACCUGUACUGACAAAUAUUGUGAGAAACAUUUGAACAGCAGUGUUUGUAGAAGGAGAAAGAGAAAUGCUAACCAUUUAUCUGUAGAUGACAGAGAAUCAGUUUUGAAAAAACAAAAACUUGAUAGCACAUUAAGUACUCAUUCUCAUGAAGUGACGAUUGAUAAAGGAGAGAAAAUAAAUGCAAAAGGAAAGUAUGCACAAACAAAGGCUAAAAAAGAGUACAUGAAAGCCAAAAGAAAAUCAGAGAAAGAUGAGUCUGAAACUUUCAAUUUGAAUGUGAAAGAGAGAAAACUUAUUAAAGAGAAAGAAAAGUACAACACUGUACCUGAAAUCAGAAACCGAAAGAAAGAGGCCAGUUCAAUGAAAUACAAACACAAUGAAGCACACAGGGAAUUUAUCAAAAGCUACAGCAAACAACAGUACGCUGAUGAUGCAAAACAUAAAGAAACACUUAAAAUGUACAGCACUGAGAAAUAUGCCACAGAUUCUGAACACAGGGAAGCACUUAAACUUCAUAGCAGUCAGAAAUAUGCCACAGAUUCUGAACACAGGGAAGCACUUAAACUUCAUAGCAGUCAGAAAUAUGCCACAGAUUCUGAACACAGGGAAGCACUUAAACUUCAUAGCAGUCAGAAAUAUGCCACAGAUUCUGAACACAGGGAAGCACUUAAAACCCAUAGCAGUCAGAAAUAUGCCACAGAUUCUGAACACAGGGAAGCACUUAAAACUCAUAGCAGUCAGAAAUAUGCCACAGAUUCUGAACACAGGGAAGCACUUAAAACUUAUAGCAGUCAGAAAUAUGCCACAGAUUCUGAUCACAGGGAAUCAGUCAAAACUUAUAGCAGUCAGAAAUAUGCCACAGAUUCUGAACACAGGGAAUCAGUCAAAACUUAUAGCAGUCAGAAAUAUGCCACAGAUUCUGAACACAGGGAAUCAGUCAAAACUUAUAGCAGUCAGAAAUAUGCCACAGAUUCUGAACACAGGGAAGCAGUUAAAACAUACAGCAGUCAGCAAUAUUCUAAAGAUCCUAAGCAUAAGGAAACUUUGAAAUCAUACAGUACUCAGAAAUAUGCAAAAGAUGCAGUCCACAGGGAAUCUGUUAAAACAGCCAGCAUUGCAAAGUACAAAACUAGUAGUGAACAUAGAGAAAAUUUGAAAGAGAGACAAUCUGCCAGGGUUAUGCAAAUAACUAAACAAAGAAAAAUAAUGACGAAUGUUACAAAAUCCUUUGUCAAGAACAUUUCUGAAGGUCCAGAAUUUGUGUGCUCAGUAUGUCAUCGAAGACUUUUCAAAAAACAGGUUAUUCAAUGCAAACGAACUGUGUAUGAAAGCAAAGGAAACAAUGUAGCAGCUGUAUCUGAGAAAUGCAUCACUGACACUUACCUACACAAAUGCACCAACAGUUGUGAUGACCAAUGUUCGUUUGUCAAUUGUCCAGAAGGCACAUUGUGGAUUUGCUACACUUGUCAUAGAAAACUUUUGUCUGGUAAAAUGCCUGCAGAAGCUGUUGUUAACAACCUAGAACUGAGCCCUGUUCCUAUGCCGCUGCAAUGUCUAAAUGAACUAGAGCAGCACUUGAUUGCCUUGAAUAUUCCUUUCAUGAAAAUGAUGGCAUUGCCAAAAGGUGGACAACAUGGCGUACACGGACCUGUAGUAUGUGUUCCAUCUAACAUUCAGAAAAGCACCAGUAUCUUACCAAGAUGUGAUGUAGAUGAUCAGAUGAUCAGAGUGAAACUAAAGAGAAAGAUAACUUACAAAGGCCAUUAUCAAUAUCAGUUUGUCAACAAGGCUCAUGUUAACAAUGCUUUAGAAUAUCUUCGAACAAACAACACCUGGUACAGAGAUGUGAAUAUUAAUGAAGAAUGGGUCAAUCCCCUACCAGUCAUUCCUGAGGAAAAUGAAAUUAAUGAUUCUGAUACUGACACUGACACAUUACCUGAUCUUGAUAAGGAUAGAUCAAGAUUGCAAAUUACUGACAAUAUUGAGUCUGAGAAAGAGCAUGGAUUACUUUUGAAUACCUGUCUACAACCUCUUGAUAUUGGCCAAGAAGUUCUUGAUCAACAUUUUGAAAAGAUAACCUGUGUUGCACCUGCAGAGGAAAAUAAUCCUGUCCGAGUAUUGACAGACAAGAGCAAUGAAGCGAGAUCAUUUCCAGUAUUGUUCCCUUCAGGGUCAUCUACCUUCCAUGAUGAUCGUGAAGAGAGAAUAACACUUGCACGCUACCUGCACACACGCCUAAUGAAUGCUGAUUGUCGAUUUGCGCAAAACACUGACUACAUAUUUUAUGCUCAGUAUCUUUCUGAAGUUGAACAAGUUAUGUCAAAUGUUUCCAUUGCAAUGCGCAAGGGAUCACAGUGUCAUGGUAGAAAGGUUACCACUGAAAAUCUUACAGAUGCUGAUUCCCUAAGGGGCAUAUUAAAAUCUGAUGAAGGAUACAGGUUCUUGAAACCCAUAAGAGGAACUCCACCUUUUUGGCAAUCUGCCCAAAAAGAUUUAUUUGCAAUGUUGAGACAACUAGGUGUACCAACUUGGUUCUGUUCAUUCUCAUCAGCUGAUAUGAGGUGGCCAGAAAUGAUCGAAACAAUACUUCGAGAAAAAGGGGAUAAACGUAAAGCAAGUGAACUUGACUGGUCAGAAAAAUGUUUUGUACUGAGAAAGAAUCCUGUGACUGCAGCUCGUAUGUUUGACCAAAGAUUUCAUUGCUUCUUGAAAGAGGUUAUCAUGUCUCCUGCAGAACCAAUUGGAAAGAUAAAAGAUUACUUCUAUCGUGUAGAAUUUCAGCACCGUGGUUCCCCACACACUCAUUGCCUUUUCUGGGUUGACAAUGCGCCAAAGAUUGAUAAAGACAAUGAUGAAGCAGUAAAAUCCUUCAUUGACAACUAUGUUACAUGUGAAAUGCCUUCAGUUGAGAAUGAUGAAGAAUUGUACAAUAUUGUCAACAGUGUGCAGAAACAUAGCAAAAGACAUUCAAAGACAUGUAACAAAAAUGGCACAACAUGCAGGUUCAAUUUUCCUCGUCCACCAAGCAGUGAAACUUUCAUUUCACGACCAGGCGAUCAAGAUACCAAUGAAAAAAAUAAAAAUGAGCCAAAAACCUUGGAACAAACACGUGAAUCUGUUAAACUGAUGACAAACAUAGAUGCAAAAGCAAUUUUGAAACUAAUUUGGCGAGCACUAACAAAUGAUGAGCAAACAUUUGAGUCAGUCGAAGCAUUAUUCACUACUAUCGGGAUUUCGCAAGAUAUGUUUGAAUUGGCAUGUGCAACCCUAGCCACAAAAACAAACGUUGUGUUGAAACGCAAGCCUAAUGAUGUAUGGAUAAAUCAGUACAAUGCAAAUCUCCUCAGAUGCUGGAACGCAAACAUGGACAUUCAGUAUGUAGUUGAUGCCUACUCUUGUGUUGUGUACAUCAUUUCAUACAUUUCUAAAGCAGAAAGAGAAAUGGGAUUACUGUUGAAUCAUGCCCAAAAAGAAGCAAAUAAAGAUAAUACUGAUGCAAAAUCUGCGCUGAAGAAAAUUGGUGCUGUAUACUUACACAAUCGAGAAGUGAGUGCUCAGGAAGCUGUGUUUCGAGUUUGCAAUUUGAGAUUGAAGGAAGGAUCACGUAAAGUACAGUUCAUACCAACCGUAGACCCUGUCAAAAUGAGUUUGCCACUUAAAACUUUGAAAAACAAACAACAAAAUGGUGAACUAGAUGAAGAUGAAAUGUGGAUGACAAGCAUUGUUGAUCGAUACAAGAGCAGACCCAAAGGUGACGAGUUCAAUAACAUGUGUCUUGCUACUUUUUGCUCAGAAUACAGAGUGGUGUCAAAAUCUGAAGUUACAAGGGUGUCUGAUGCAAAACGGCAUAGUCCACUAGUAACAUUGCAAAAUGGCCUUGGUCAUGUGAAAAAACGUACUCGAACUGAUGCAGCAGUUAUCAGAUAUGCCAGAUUUUCUCGUACAAAGGAUCCAGAGAAAUACUAUCACAGUAUGCUGCAGCUAUUCUUGCCAUAUACAUUUGAUACUCAGUUAAAACCAGAUGCUUUCAAUUCAUAUGAAGAUUUCUAUCGAACUGGUGCUGUCCAGAUUGCAAACUGUCCUGUGGAAACUGUGAAAGAGAUUGUUGACAGAAACAAAGGCAUGUUUGAGAAAGAUGCUGAAGUUAUUGAUGACGCAGAGGAAUUGUUUGAACAAUUUGGUCAAUUGGAAGAUGCUUGGGCUCAAAUUUGUCCAGAGACUGAAUCUGAAAGACUAGAAUGUGAAGAUGCACAUACUCGUAUAUCCGAUGAGGAAACAGAAACUGAAUCUGUUAGAAACAUGCCUGACUUGCUCCAGCCUAAUAACACACUAUCUAAAACAGAGCUACUUCAGAGUACAGUGUCGAGGCAGGAAGCGAACACUAUUUUGAGAUCAAUGAAUAAAGAACAAGCUGAUAUUUUCUACAAAAUAAGACAAUGGUGUUUGGAUAAAAAGAAUGGCAAAAAUCCUGAUGCAUUUAAGCUAUUUCUGACUGGUGGAGCUGGUACUGGAAAAAGCCGUUUGAUCAAGGCCAUUUGCUAUGAAUCUACACGACUUCUAGCCCCUAUCCAAAACAAUCCAGAUGACAUCUCUGUACUUUUGGUAGCUCCAACUGGUGUUGCAGCAUUUAACAUUAAUGCAUCCACAAUACACAGUGCACUCUCAAUUGGAAUUGAUGCAAAACUGCCAUACCAGCCACUUGGUGAGGAAAAGGUCAAUAGCCUUCGAUCAAAGUUGCAAAGUAUUCACAUACUUAUCAUCGAUGAAAUAUCAAUGGUUGAUCACAAGCUGUUAUCAUACAUUCAUGGUAGACUGAGACAGAUCAAACAAACUGCUGAUUAUUCACCAUUUGGAAAUGUAUCUGUAAUUGCUGUUGGCGACUUUUAUCAGUUACCACCUGUUAAGGGUACACCUUUAUAUGUUGGCACAAAUGGAUUUGACCUCUGGAAUGACAAUUUCUCUAUCGCAGAAUUGACCAUGAUCAUGAGACAAAAAGACCCUGCAUUUGCACAACUUCUGAAUAGGUUACGAACACGAAAAAGAUCAGAGCCUCUUGAAACAAGUGAUGUCAAUAUGCUAAUGCAACAAGAAACUGGUAUAGAGGAUGCUGAUUCCAUUCACAUUUUUGCAACAAACGCUCAGGUUGAUGAAUUCAAUGUCACUGCCCUUCAUUCUAAAUGUACAGAUCCAAUUUCCAUUCAAGCACAAGAUUUCUCAAGAAAUCUGAAAACAGGGAAACUUGAAAAGAGAGAAAACCCUCAUGUGAAAGUUUAUAACUCAGUCUUACAAAAAAGUCUAUUUGUAGCAAUUGGUGCUCGUGUGAUGAUCACAAAAAAUAUUGAUACAUCAGAUGGUCUUGUGAAUGGAGUAUUUGGAACUAUUAGCCACAUAUCUUUGACUGAUGGUGAAGCAUUUCCUUCGAGCAUAUAUGUUGUGUUUGACAAUGAUAAAGUUGGUCACAAACUACGAAACCUGAAAGGGACUGCAUCUGCAUUACAAACAACCAGUACUCCCAUCUCACCACUUGAAGAAACUGUUUCAAACAAUGGAGGCAUUAGACGACAAUUUCCACUCAAACUAGCCUGGGCUUGCACCAUACACAAAGUACAAGGGAUAACAGUGAACAAAGCUGUCGUUUCAUUGGGCAAGAUCUUUGCAGCAGGACAAGCUUACGUGGCAUUAAGUCGAGUAUCCUCUCUUGGAGGUCUGAUCAUUGAGAAUUUUAAAGAGUCGGUCAUAUACAGCAGUGAAAAAGUCGAGGCAGCAGUGUCUUGUAUGCCAAAGUUCAUGAAUGCAAAUCAGAGACUAAAUGAUGGUCAUGCUACAUGUACAUUCAUUUUGCAAAACAUUGAGGGCCUUCAAUCACAUAUUCAAGAUUUGCAGAAUGACAGGAGGUUUUUUGAGGCCGAUUUCAUUUGCUUGACAGAAACAUGGUUAUCUGAUACACAUCUGCCUGAUGAACCAAAACUUGAUAGAUUUACAUUGCAUCAUAAAACCAGAUCACAGUCCUAUGAAUCGUCUGAACAAAUGCUGAUGGAAUUAAAGAAUCAAACUCAUGGUGGCGUUGGAGUUUAUUGUAGUGAAAACAAAACCUGUGAAUUUCCUCAGUUUCCAGUAACAAAUCUAGAGUAUCUGGCAUUUUAUGUCAUGGAACUGCAAGCUCAUGUUGUUAUCAUCUACAGGCCAAACUCAUACAAAGUUGAUAUUUUCAGAAAGCAUUUAUUGCAACUUGUUCAGGAACUUGACAAACAUUCUGCUCGAUCGAUUAUCAUGGGUGAUUUCAAUGAGAAUGUCUUUUCAUCAUCUUCCAUACAAACUUUGAUGGAAUCGAAUGGUUUUACACAAAUAGUUUCAGAAUCUACCACUGAAAGUGGAACGCUUAUUGACCACGUAUAUGUCCGAGGACUUGAGAAUGUAUUGGUGCAUAUUCUUCCAACUUAUUAUGGUUACCAUGAAGCUAUUGAAAUCAAACUUUGAAUUAAACUGUACAAAUGAUGAAAGCAAUUUGUCAUGUGAUAAUGAUAAUCAAAGCCAGGGGGGUAUGGGGUAGGGGUAUGGUAUUGAGCUGGAAGGGCCCCCCUGUAGAUACUGGUACGCCAGAAAAUGUCUAUCAGGUGCAAAUGUCAUUGUAAAUAUGUACAAAUCAACUGAUUUAUGAAUAAUCCGAUGUCAAUUAGGUGAGCUUGUUAUGCUUAUUGAUGUAUUGUUUUCCCGUUUCAUGAAAGAUUAUGACAUUUGACAAUUAAAAUUAUCCCCCUCAUCAACGACGUUGCCGGGGGAUAUUGAAAUGGGUUCCGUCCGUCCGUGUGUGCGUUCCGAAAUCGUUUCCGGAAUAUAACUCAGAAACCGUUUAAUAUUUCUCUUCGUUCUGAACUGGUGUAUUUUGAUAUUUAGGGAUUUUAGAAAUGUUUAUUUUUUACGUUUCCAUGGCAACAAGUUGGACUUCGGUUCUAUGGAGUAGAGUUCGUUUCCAGAGCAUAACUCAAAACCCAUUCAAUAGUUUCUCACAAAACUUUGCCAGACACAUACUGAACUGGUGCCUUUUGAUAUUUGGCACUUUAAGAAAUGUUUAUUUUUUACGUUUCCAUAGCAACAAGUUUGACUUUAAAAAGAAUAUGGGUAGAGUUCGAUUCUGGAUUAAAUUUUCCCCAUCUAUCAGACACAUGCUGAAUUGUUGCCUUUUGCUAUUUAUGAAUUUUAGAAAUUUAUAUUACUGGGCAUUAUUUCCAGAGCUUGACUCAUACACCAUUUAAUAUUUUCCAAUGAAACUGUGUUAAAAUUGGCGGGAGAUAUAGAUGACUUCGUCAGCUAUACGCUUGUUAUAAUUUUGGAAUGCUCCUCUAAACCAUGUGUUCUUGCUGUGUGAUGUUCGAAAGAAAUUAGGGAAUAUUUAUCAUGCUAAUAUUUAAAAAAAAGUUUAGUAGAAGUCUUUGAUCUCGGCAACAAUGUCCUGUUUUAUUAUUGUAUGAACAGUUGAUUAUGAAGAAAACAUCACUGAUUUCUCCGCAUUGUUACCGGGUCGAUCUGAAUUGGAACUGAUUGGUUCUGCUUCAACAUGUUCAAUGAACGGUAAACAAAAUAUGUUGUGAUGACAAGUUUCUGGACUGAAAACUGAAUGGGUUACCUUGUAUUUGAAAACAUCUCUCAAAUACAGUAUAUGACAGUUGAAGAGACAUCAUUUUACGAGUAAUUGAAGAAGAUGCAUAACGUCAUAUCCAGACUCAAUGAGAGAAUCACCUAAGAACUACCAGUACCUUAUCAUCUAUUACCAUGUUUAUCUUCUAUCAACGAAAACCGUUAUCUUUCUGAUGCAACCAGUGGACAUCAGAUGGUACAUAUGGAAACUGAACAAGAACUGUUGACGUGUGUGAGAGUAACAGAAUGUCGUGACCUUUACCUUCACUGACGACAGGUGCCAGAUGUAUGACAACACUUGUUUUGUGUGCUCACCCAACCUUAAAAGGGAUUCCUGACUCUGAACAAUUGAAUUUGUCUCCAAUUUGAUUGGACCAAUGUUUGAAAUUGUACUCCAAAGUCAUCAUGUCACAUCAUAAAGUGUUGUCAGUAACUAGUCCAGCACUUGUAUAACACUUGUGAUUUCAGGGACAUCCUUCCAAUUCCAUCACAGUUCAUCAUUAUAGAAGUCAUUUCAAGCUCCAGUUCUUCAUUCAUGUUAUCAUAGCUGACCCAUGAUCAAUUCUUUAAUUAGAAAUCGACCCCUUUCACAAUUUUAUGUAAUAGCAAUGUUUUCGUAGUUUCAAUAUUCCCUAAUUUCUUCCCAAGAAGGUAUAUAGCGCAUAGCAAUACGAUUUAGUAUUUUAUCAUCUUAUUUUGCAAGAGCAAUUAUUGUGCAGUUACUCUGACCUUAAACCUUCAUCAAACCAUAAUUUUCUGUAAUUAAGAGUAGGAUGUACAUCAAAACAUGCUACUUACAUCAACUGAUCUAUCUUGUGGAACAUGUUAUUAUAAUAACAUCUGUCCUCCUUGGACAAAGGCGUAAAGACUAUAAGGGUUAUGAUAAAUGUGUGUGUUUCCUAUUUCAGCCCACCCGCUAAGAUUAUAUCAAUUUUUAUAAAUGACUAUUUUUAUGUGAAGCACAACAAAGUUGCAAAUUAUAACAAUGUGUUCAAUAACAAUGUUCCGUUUUUAGUUAUGUAUUAUGUCACUUGAAAUAUAAACAAACAUUAAUGAUUCAUUGUGAUGUUAUUUCUUUGAACAAUUAAUCAGAAGUAAAAUCCUAUUUGUUAUCCAUCAAACGACAUCUUUAUUAUUCGUUCAUUAUGCAGAUAAUAGUUUGGUGUGGGAUGCAUUGAAACCAGAAAUAGAAAAUCAAAAUGCAUUUCAAGAAAUAAGUUCAGCGGAAAACAUUACAAUCACGUAACAUUGAUAAUGUUUAAUCAAAAGUCCCUCUCAUACAAGAUCACCUAUAACGUUAAAUAAUAAAAGGUGACCGACAUCUGAUGAUUCUAAAAAAAUGCCGCAGAAACACACCCUAGAAUACAUUUGCUGAAACACAGCAGACAUGACACUGGAACAUAUACCUUUUUAGUGGUUUGUUUGUAAGUUUGUGUAACGCCGUUAUCAGCAAUUUUCCAGCUAUAAGACAGUGGUCUGUAAUCAAUCGAGUGUGUGCCAGACAAUCCAGUGAUUGACAACAUGGGCUUCGAUCCACGCAAUUGGGAUCCCGGAUCUUCACGAGUCUGCGCAAUUGGAAUGAGAUGACAUGCAUCAAUCAAGUCAGCAGUCUCCGAUCCGGUUAGUUGCCUCUUACGACAAGCAUAGUCACCCUUACCGCCUGCAACCAUGGGUUACUGGAGAUCUAUUCUUAGCCGGAUCUUCACAGGACCCUUUUGAGUAGUCCCCUCCUUAUCAGGAUAUCGCUCCCUUCUAUCUGCACCACUUAUCAAAGCCUGUGCUCAUAUAGUUUGAGACAAGUAGUGAGGGGUAAAUACAUCACGAAAACCACCAAUCUAAUUUGGCUGCCAAACAAUGCCAUUUGUCAUCAUGAAACCUCGAGGCGAUGUUGAUGGACUCUCUUGCCAAAUGUUUUAUGUCAAUAAACAAGUAGUUUCGGAGAUGAUUGCUGCUAAACAAAGCAACGUUCUCACGAACGCACACACAGACACAUGUACAUAAACAUACGUACAAACGUACGCACGCCCAAACCACACAAAUAACACACGUACAAACACUCCCAAAAACGCGCACAAACGCAAACGCACGCUCGAACUAACAUACUCACGCACACGAAAAACGAACAAAUGCACACACCAACUAACGUGCGCAAACCGCCCGAAAUCACAGGAAAUGGCCCCGAAACACACGGGUAACAAAGUUUGAUGUGCUAGAUAUGGAGAACAUUCUCAGAAAGUUUCAAAGCAUUCCAUUCAGUGGAUUCAUAGGAGUACCUUGAAUCCAAUAUGGCUGCCAAACCACGUGACCAAUGACCAAGAUCAAAGAACAUGAAAUGUCAAGCACCCAAAGCAGCAGAGACGUCUAAUGUUUGAAAGUAAUCGGACAAGCGGUUGCAAAGCAAUAGGGCCAAAUAUAGCUUUAAAAAAUUGCAAGUUUUUCAGUUAUCUGCCCUUGGCCAUUGGGCCUAUGGCCUUGGAAUUUGUGUGGUAUCUGGUACGUAAGUAUCUUGAUACACAUACACAUUAUGAGCGGAAUCGAGGCAGUGGUUAUUAUGCUAGCUCUGGUGCAAAAAUCGGCGGAAUAAUAAUAAUAUUAAAUCAAACGAUAGCACUUGGACUCUUCAGAUUUUCGGCUUGGUGACUCUCAAACAAACUGUAACUUCUUUGUCAGUUGGGCUCCAGUCAAAUGGAUGAGAGUUCUGAGUUCGUCAGGGCCCCGGGUGAGAUAAAGUGCUAAACCUGUUUCCGACCUCGUCCAUAUUCAAAUCCCCAAUGGGUUUACCUGUACCAACGCCGUCCAAUGUAAGGAACCGCUUGUGAGGCAUCACAACUACGAAAUUGACAUGUGCCCGAGUGUCCCAUGGUGUUUUAACCAAUUUCCGACUUCCCAUGUUUGACCUCGGUCAUGUUCGA